Molecule: messenger RNA, 938 nt
Organism: Capra hircus (goat)
Lineage: Eukaryota; Metazoa; Chordata; Mammalia; Artiodactyla; Bovidae
Product: CMRF35-like molecule 6
Exons: 4
Coding region: 151-819 (222 amino acids)
Cellular component (GO): plasma membrane
Molecular function (GO): transmembrane signaling receptor activity
Source: RefSeq, a predicted model, not a curated record
UUCUGAUCAACUCUAGGAGCACAGCUCUAGGAGGCUGAGAGAGGAAGCAGAAAAGUGCCAAGAAAAGCAGAAAAGGGAAACAGUGAGUGGAACUGGGUAAGGAGGCGCCAGGCUCUGCAGGAGCCUGCAGAGAUCACCAGGGCCCGGGCCAUGCAGCUGCUGGUGGUUCUGCUGCUUCUCUGCAUCCCAGGCUCUUUGUCCCUGAGUGGCCCCAGCACCGUGACUGGCGCUGUUGGGGACUCCCUGAGUGUGGAGUGUCGCUAUGAAGAGGAAUACAGGGCAUUUCACAAAUACUGGUGCAGACAGCCGCGCUUCCCGCUUUGGCAGCGGACGGUGCAGACCAGCGGGCCCGAGGUGGAGGCGAAGAGCGGCCGGGUGUCCAUCACAGACCCUCCGGAGGAUCUCGCCUUCACAGUGACCUUGGAAAGCCUCACUGCAGACGAUGCAGGGAAAUACAGGUGUGGGGUUGCAACGAGUCUAAAGGAAGAAGGACUCCUCAGCUUCCUGCCUGAUCCUUUUUUCCAGGUUCAAGUGAUUGUCUCCCCAGGGGACAGGCAACUGGCUGGGAAGAGUCGUGGGCAGGACACCGUUCUUCACCCGCCACAGUUCUUCACUCCAGCCUCCAUCGCAGCCUCCAGUAGCAACAGCUCUGCGUGGACCUCCGGAUCGCCCAGCCAGCAGCAGGGGCCCCUGCUGGGCAGCACCCACUUCCUGCUCCUGGUCUUCCUGAAGGUGCCUCUGCUCCUGGGCAUGCUCGGUGCUGUCCUCUGGGUCAACAGGCCUCAGCGGGCAGUUUGUGGGGAGACAGAACCAGUCUGACCAAGACAACCUGCAGCCCCGCCCCACCACCAUCAAUAUCCUGUCCAGAGACACAGCCGCUCAGACUAGAGAAAACGUCUGACCUAGAACUUCAUGUCGCUUUUCACAUUAUAAAAAGA